UCUCCUCGUUUAAGGAUUCCUCUUUUGCCGUUAACUAACAACUCUUGAUAGAAAAUAGAAUAUGAGCCUGUUGGAAAGUUGAGAUUCUUGUAGUAAAUUCAGAAUAUAUUUGAUCAACCAAGUCGCACUUUUUAAAUACAAAACCUUUGUUUUAGAAUUAGCUUACGCUGUUUGCUCGCUCCUGCUCACCCGCACAAAGAGGCAGUCGGGACAAAACGGUGAGCUGUUCUUAACAAAAUAGUGGUACCCGGUAUAUUACAUGUAUGCCGAAUUGAAGAGUGGUUUAUAAUAAUUCACUAAAUCAAAGUGGUUGCACCAAAUUGGAAGAGUUCCAGAUGUAAAACUUGAAUAGGAAACUGAGUGGUUAGCGUUAGUAAAACGUUGGUUCCGCUGGCGUGUUUCCAGUCGGACACAAUAACAUUGAGCCCACGCUAACUGAAGUUGUCCGGGGCGGGCUAGUAGCGACCUAGCGACUAGUUGUCAUGCUGACUAAUGUAGUUAUGAGGUUAGGAGUUAACUAGCGAGCUUUAGAGGAGUACUACCGGACACAUGGACCCGGUUCACAAGGCUCUACUGCGGACACACCGGCUAGAGUUGUCCGGGCAGCUGCUGGUCAGUGACGCCAUCGUUCCGUUUCUGUACCAGGAGAACGUUCUAACGGACGCGCACGUGGAGGCCAUCGAGUCUCAGCCGACCAACCGGCAGAAGGCUCUGAAGCUGCUCGAGCUGCUGCCGAGCCGCGGGCCGCGCGCCUUCCCCGCCUUCCUGCGGUCUCUGGACGACUUCAGCUGGGUCCGAGACCAGCUGCUGCUCGAGCUCAAGACCGGACCCGGACCCGGACCUGGACCUGGACCUGGACCCAGACCGACAGACGCGCGGCGGCCUCCCGACUCGGUUCUCCAGAAGGUUCCAUCGGACCGGGACCUGUCCCGGCUGGCGGCGCGGCUGGGCCCUGCGUGGGACUUGGUCCUGAUGGAUCUGGGUCUGUCUGCGGAGGACUUGUUCCGGUGCCGGUCCGAUAACCCGCUGAGCACCCACGCUGCGGUUCUGGCCGGUCUGGUCCACUGGAGACGCUGCCACGGCCGCGGAGCCACGGUCCAGAGACUGAUGCAGAGUCUGGAGGCAGCAGACCUCCAUCCCUCUGUUCUAGAGGAAGUCCUCAUGUCCUGAUAGAUGUGUAAGAAUGUAACUAAGUACAUUUACUCCAGUACCAAAUGUUGAGGUACUUGUACUUUACUUGUACUGUGUGUGUGUGUGUGUGUGUGUGUGUGUGUGUGUGUGUGUGUGUGUGUGUGUGUGUGUGUGUGUGUGUGUGUCUCGUCUCCUUCACAUUUCUCUUCUGUCAGAUUUUCCCUGGAAACACCUUCAACACACAGAGACACACACACACACACACACACACACACACACACGCUUACUUAGACACACACACACACACACACACACAAGCACCCUUACACACACACACACACACACACACAAACACACACACACACUUCCCUGGAAGGGAUCCGUUUUAAUCAGAAACACCUUCAACACACAGACACACACUCGCACGCUUACACAAACACACACAGACACACACGCUUACACACACACUUACAGAGACACACACACAUAGAGAGACACACACACACAC
Molecule: messenger RNA, 1639 nt
Organism: Perca fluviatilis (European perch)
Lineage: Eukaryota; Metazoa; Chordata; Actinopteri; Perciformes; Percidae
Gene: cradd
Product: CASP2 and RIPK1 domain containing adaptor with death domain
Exons: 2
Coding region: 550-1170 (206 amino acids)
Biological process (GO): signal transduction; regulation of apoptotic process
Cellular component (GO): CBM complex
Molecular function (GO): death domain binding; protease binding
Source: RefSeq, a predicted model, not a curated record